Dacryopinax primogenitus is the source of this 769-nucleotide messenger RNA. RefSeq lists its product as uncharacterized. NCBI's taxonomy places the organism in Eukaryota, Fungi, Basidiomycota, Dacrymycetes, Dacrymycetales, Dacrymycetaceae. The record is from RefSeq and is a predicted model, not a curated record. The transcript is spliced from 4 exons. Bases 83 to 631 code for a protein of 182 amino acids.
CGACUUUGAGCGAUAUCCUCGAUCUUAUUGGUCAUGAGGAGUAUUCAGUUCUCCUGCGGACAGCCUCCCCUUACCCUCCGAGAUGCGCCUGACCCACGCGUUCAUCGCACAUGACCUUCGCCAUUUCCUCCUCUAUGGUGGCCAUGAUGUGCUCAGCUCACCUGUAAUGAAAGCUUUUGGGGAAGGCUUCAACGCAUGUGGCUGCAUUGCUCAGGUGAUUCCAUUUCUCCAGUUUUACGCUAAGCAUGCGGCUCGCAAUCUUCCAGCGUUUCUCUAUGGUCUCUGGCAAGAUGACACGACUCUUCCCAAAUUGUUCAUCGAUACUCACCUCAUUUGGGACAACGAAUCUUCGUGGGGUCAUUCCCAGAAGCGGUUCAAGAAUAGUCUCAUUUGUUAUCUUCGAGGAUCGCCAACCCCUCCCGUUUGUGAAACUCAGCCUCUGAGAAAUCUGUCUAAUGAUGUCUCCCUCCCUGAGAAUACGCCAUUUGGUACAAACGCCCGCCUCCGUACGCAGUAUUUCACUCGGUUUGUUACCGGACUUGAUACUAUUGGAGACCGAAGAAUUCAAACAAGGAUUGCAAACCGAUGUCACUCAGUCAAUUCGGUGUACAAACUUGUUUCUCCCGCUUAACAGUUCGACUCGGAUCCGAUUUGAUUGAGGCGUUAGACCGCACCCAGACUGAAGUGAAUUCCAUUCUGCACGGUUUAUUCAUGUGCAGCGGCAAUGAGUUUAAUGCAGUAUAGUGAUCCUCUUCGUAAUAUAUUUUCG